CUCAAAGAUUUCCCAGUGAACGUCGAGCGACUGGCAGACAGUAAAGAUGGCGACGGAGCUCACGGUGUGUACGAGUUCCCGGAGAAGAUGACGAAGACGACCAGAUUAGUAACUUUCGAGCCGCGGCGUUGACAGUGCUAAAUUUAAAGACCUAGCGACAGAGGCUCGCGAACUUGCUGACUUUGACAGUAGUUGAACAAAACCUAGCGGACACAACCGGCGCGCAGACAUAUCGUUGCUUUUGCCAUGGAGGAUAUCAACUCGAACAUAAACGCGGACUUGGAGUUGCAGAAGCUUCAAGCCUUAGUGAAGAAACUCGAGCAGCAGAACGAGCAGCUCCGGAGCCGUCCCAGUCUGUUCUCUUCCGGUGGACUGUCGGGGAACACCAGACCCGUGAGCGCCGAGUAUGAUUCUCCGGGAGCGGCGGCGGGGCUCGCCGGGUUCACUGGGGCGGGGUUCGGCGGAUCGAGGGGUUUCGGAGGGGGUUCGGAAAUCUCCCGUCUCAGACGGUCGUAUCCCGGCAGCAGUUACGGAGGGGGUUAUGACAGUGACAGCGCGUGUUGUGACACCUCGAACACGAGUUUCGUGUCUUAUUACGAUUCGCCGGAUUUUAUCGAAGACGGAGAAACUUCGGUGCUGGACGAGGUGGAGAUUCUCGAUUUGGAGGACAUGGAUUGCCUGAACGAAGAGGAAGACAGCUGGUUGUAUGAGGCAAAAUUGAACAGUCCUCUGCAGAAAGCCUUGAGUCCCAUUGUGUGGUGCAGACAGGCUCUGGAUAACCCCAGUCCUGAUAUGGAGUCUGCCAAACGCUCUCUCUUACACAGACUCGACCUUACCAUGUCAGCAAACAAGCGGAGGAGUCUAUAUAACAGUUCCUAUAGUCCUCAAGUGGGCUACGGAAGCCCGUACAGCACAAACACGGCAAACAGUCCCUACAGCAGUGGCUUCAACUCCCCGUCCUCCACUCCAUCUAAAGUGCCUAUCGUCAAGCAGCUCGUUCUGCCUGGCAGUGCAGGUCACCAGCGUGGAUCAGCUGACAGAAACACACAGGCAGUGAGCCCACAGUCAUCAGUAGACAGUGAGUUGAGCACAUCAGAGAUGGACGAAGAUUCUGUCGGUUCAUCGACCACUUAUAAACUCAAUGAUGUCACAGACGUGCAGAUACUCGCCCGCAUGCAAGAGGAAAGUUUAAGGCAAGAAUAUGCUGCAACAGCAUCACGUCGUAGCUCUGGUUCAUCGUGUCAGUCGUUGCGACGAGGAACUCUGAGUGACCAGGAGCUGGAUGCACAGAGCCUUGACGAUGAUGAGGAGGCAGUCCACCAUUCUUACCACACACCCAUCAACCGCUUCAGCCCCUCCCCUCGGCACUCACCCCGCGUCUCCCCCAGGAACUCGCCUCGAUCCCGCUCACCCACCCGCUCUUUAGAGUACAGCCGCGGAUCUCCCCAACCAAUCAUCAGCCGCCUUCAGCAGCCCCGCCACUCUCUGCAAGGCCACGAUACGCAGACCAACACCAUUAAGAAUGAAGAAAAGCUGAGACGGAGUCUACCUAACCUCACACGAUCCAGCUCUGGACCGACUGCAGAGCCAGUUAAAAACAGCAGGAGCUGUGAGUCAAACUUGCAAGUGCCAAACGGAGGAUCACCCAGACACCAGAGUCAGUCUGCCAUGUCACACCAAAGGCUCUCCACACCUGCUCGCUCCUCCCCAAAACCAAAAGAGAGACUUCAGAGCCCUACGUCUCUACGAGUCCCUCUCUCGUGUUGCUUUGGAGAGGAAACAGAUUUCAUGCCCUCCUCCAGUAAAUUGCGGACUCCAGCUGCCCCGUCUCCCUUGGCUCUUCGUCAGCCCAUGAAGGUUAUGUCUAACCAUGGUUCAGGCACAGCCACGCCCACACGCUCUAUGGCACCGCCCCGCAGCGGCCUGCCCCGCCCCGCCGCCAAUGCUGGAGGAGGUUUGCCAGUGCCUCGCAGCAAACUGGUCCAGCCUGUGCGCAGGUCUCUGCCAGCUCCAAGGACAUACAGCGGUAUCAGAGACGAGAGCUGGAGAGAGGGCUGCUACUGAGCGCACCCAGAACCAGCAGCACAAAUGGGCUUUCAGUUCAAACUGGCACUUUAUAGAGACACGUCUUUAACCCCCACAAAUAAAGAGACACAUUCUUCCAAACAAAUGAUUCUGUCCUCUUUCAGGUGACAUUGCAGAACUCUCAUCCCAGCAGGAUAAAUGUGCAAGGCAGACUGGACGCCACAGAAUGCCAAAGAACAACGACAAAAAAAAAAAAAAAAAAAAACUGACUGGGAUUCGCCCUCAACUACCAAAUAGCACCUGUACUGCAAAUUGCGCCAAAUCCACAAUACUGCUUGCAAAUCCCCACUAAGUCCACUAUAGAAGAACAUUGAAUAACUUGUUUUCUCUGUAAGAACAUUAGUGAGGAUCCCUUGUGAGCACAUACAAAUUGACCUUAACUUUUGCCUCAAGUAGGAAAGGUUUGUAUGGCGACACAGUGUCCACAUGGCAAUUGCAUUCUGUCAGAAUGUCUUUCAUAUCUGUGUGACCUCUAUUUAUUUGAAAUCAUUAUUUAAAAUUUCUUUCAAAGAGUA
This is a messenger RNA of Cyprinus carpio (common carp), 2600 nucleotides long. RefSeq names its product SLAIN motif-containing protein 2-like. The record is from RefSeq and is a predicted model, not a curated record. NCBI's taxonomy places the organism in Eukaryota, Metazoa, Chordata, Actinopteri, Cypriniformes, Cyprinidae. Gene Ontology annotation, biological process: positive regulation of microtubule polymerization; cytoplasmic microtubule organization; microtubule nucleation. Gene Ontology annotation, cellular component: microtubule plus-end.